AUGGCACCACGCUCUCAACUAGAAAUUGCUACAUCCUCUGUUGAACGUCUGGUGAAGGAAGAGGCGUCCUACCACCGUGAGCUCCAGCAACAGACGGAAAGAAUCCAAAAGCUGGAGUCUCAGCAGGCUGGCGAGGACGAGAACCGGGAAUACAUGCUGAAGCAGGAGCGCCUUGCACUUGAAGAAACCAAGAAGGUUUUGCCCAGUUUGAAGCAGAAGAUCGAUGAGGCGGUAGCGAAACUUGAGAGCCUUCUGGCCGAGGAGGGAAAGAAAGGCCCCGAGAGCAAUGUAGAGCAGAUCACUGCUGGCAAGGAGGCCAUCGCAAAGGCCAAGACGGCCAAAAGGGAAAUCGCCUAG
Molecule: messenger RNA, 357 nt
Organism: Aspergillus udagawae
Lineage: Eukaryota; Fungi; Ascomycota; Eurotiomycetes; Eurotiales; Aspergillaceae
Product: putative tubulin-specific chaperone Rbl2
Exons: 3
Coding region: 1-357 (118 amino acids)
Biological process (GO): post-chaperonin tubulin folding pathway; tubulin complex assembly
Cellular component (GO): cytosol; microtubule cytoskeleton
Molecular function (GO): beta-tubulin binding
Source: RefSeq, a predicted model, not a curated record